AGAGGAGAGUCGAGGUCAGUGAAGGUCAGGAGUCAGUCUGUCUCUCCUUCAGUAGCUCUUAUACCUGAGGGUCUAAAGUAUUAUUUCAAAUCCAGCCAACUUCCUUCCCUAUUUCUGUCCUUAUUAGUACUGGCUCACAACUCCUGCAGCUCUUACUGUAUGUAGCACGCUUUGUUUUUACUACUUCAACAAUACAGUCAAACUCUCUGAUUUCAUCCUUAAAAUGUAUUAAUCAUGCUGGUGCACAUGUUAAAGGCCUUAUGGUUAAGACAUAAGACAGCUUUACUCAUUUAUAUUAAUCUGUUUUUAUUGUUAUUAUUUUUCUUUGUAUGUGUUUCUGUGCUUGCCCGGUCCUGUUUCCUGCAGGCCUUGAAUACACAGAAUGAGCAGCUACUGGAGGAGCAGAGAGCUGAAAGGAGGAGGAGUAAAGAGGAGGCGCUUCAGUGGCACAGAGAAAAGAGCAAAAUGCUGGAGCUGUUCUCCACCAGGCUGGAUGUCCUGCACAGCCACCAGGCCUCCACACUACAGGAGCUGCAAAUGGCCAGACAGGAAGUAGGACAAAUCCAAGAAAUGUUGAUGGCAUCGUCCCAGGAGCAGCAGGAAGCUGCUGAGGAAGGUGAAAGGACAGAGAACAAAGCACUUUCAGCUCAGCAACAGACUGUGGCUUGCAAUGACUCAGACCGGCCACUGGAGGGAGCUAAAGCCCGCCUGGAGGAGCUGAAGGAGAGUCUGUAUCAGAGGGAGAGAGAGAUCACUGAGCUGCUAGAGGCCAAGAGGAGCCCCGUACCCCCCGUGCCCCAGCCCCCCUGCAGCGUGCUGCUCCCCACUGUCAUACACAAGGCUCAUGCUAUCUGCAGUGCAGUGCCUGAGAGCAGAGCUCUUUUGGACCUGAUGAUUGAGGAGAAUCUAGUCGCUUUGGUCGAAGCCAGAGACAAACUGGAGCGUGAGCAGAUGGCUAAAGAAGACAGUAAUAACAAAAAAGAUAAGAACAACGACCAAGAGGGAAUUGAUGAAACAGAGUCAAGUUUGUCCUUACUACAAGAAACAGUGAGGGGCUUUGAGGUGUCUUAUCUGGCUUUGGACUGCAUUAAAACCGGGGAAAGCUCUUUAAUAAAUGACUGUGAUGUGGUGGCUGAGCUGGAGGACAUCUUGGGACAAGGGACAAUCCGAACCACAGAGGGAGUGAAGAGCGUUGGUCAGCAGCUUCUCCUGCUGCAGGAUCAGCUUAAGCAAGUUAAAGAUGAGAAAAAGAAAAUAAUUGACAACUACACUUCAGAAAGGACAAUGAGGAAGAAGUACUACAAUAUGGUGGAAGACUUGAAAGGUAAAAUCAGAGUGUUUUGCCGGAUUCGACCACUGAAUAGAACUGAGGAUGCUCAGGGUGGAGCCAUCGCUGUGGAGAAAAUAGAUGACUUCUCUGUCAGUGUGGAAACUCCUAGAGGGCCGAGAGAGUUUCAAUUCGACAAGGUGUUCACUGCUGAAGCCUCUCAGGAAGACCUGUUUCAGGACACCAACAGGUUAAUCCAGUCGGCCAUUGAUGGAUACAACGUCUGUAUCUUUGCCUAUGGCCAGACUGGCUCAGGAAAGACCUUCACCAUGGUGGGGGACAAGGACCAGAAGAACCCCGGGAUCAUGCCGAGAUCUUUUAACGCCAUCUUUGAUAUCAUACGGGAGAGCAGCACCAAAUUUGAUUUUAAGGUCUCGGCCUACAUGCUCGAGUUGUACAACGACCGGCUGCAGGACCUCUUUGUGAGCCUGGCUGGUGAGGCCCAUGCACAGCCUCCGUCCCAUGGCCAGGUCAGGCGGGUGGAGAUCAAGAGGAACAGAAAGGGGGUUGUGUUCGCCCAAGGAGCAGAGACAAAAGAGGCCUCUAGUGCCCAGGAGCUCUACGCUCUGUUCCAGCAGGCCUGCGCCAACAGACACAUCUCUGCCACCAAGAUGAAUGUGGAGAGUUCCCGCUCCCAUCUCAUUGUGUGCAUCAUGGUGGAGAGCAGGAAUCUGACCAAUGGCAGCGUGAGCACCGGGAAGCUGAGCCUUGUGGACCUGGCGGGCAGUGAGAGAGCAGCCAAGACCGGUGCAAAAGACCACCAGCUAAAGGAAGCUAACUCCAUUAACAAAUCUCUGAGUGCCCUGGGUGAUGUGAUCUCAGCCCUGUCUGCAGAACUGCCUCACGUACCAUACAGGAAUAGCAAGCUGACACAGGUGAUGCAGGACUCCCUGGGUGGAAAUGCCAAAACCCUCAUGAUCGUCAACAUCUCUCCUUCAGAGUGCAACCUUGAAGAGACGCUCACAUCUCUGGUUUAUGCAACCAGAGUGAAGGCCAUAACCAACAAUGCUCAGAGACAUGUGGAGAGCAAAGAGAUUGCCCAGCUGAAAGAGGUCAUCAUGAGGCUGAGGUCAGGACAGACAGUGGAAGACGAGGAUGUUUGAACCAUUCAAACCCCCAAAAAACUAUAUGAUUUUUUAAUAUUGAGUAAUCGGAAUGUGAGAAACAUAUUACAAAGAUGUUUUUCUCAUUAAUGUUGUAUUUUUACUUGAAACAUUGGCUCAACAUUUCCCGUGGAAAGUACAUUAUAAGGCAUGAUUGGUUUUAAUACAAAGUGCAUUUUCUUUUCCUUUGAUUGAUAUUAGAAAAAUUAUAAAACAGAUAUUGAAAUUUGGUUUACUGCCUGGCUCUCUUCUUCCUUAUCUCCUGACAGCUCAAUGUCUGCCCAAAAUGUCUGCCAAACUUUGUUUCCUUUUUAAAAUGAGGAAAAGAAAUCCCGUUAACAACAUAUCAGAACUUAUUGCAAUAUACGUUUUCUGCAAUUCCCGCCAUUUUGAUAAGAUACAACAUGUGCCUAAUUGGCUACACACCCAUAAGUGUUACAUCACUAAUAAGCCCAGGGUGUGCAUUUUACCGUAUGAUGUUAAAAAUGAAGGCAUCAGUGUUCCCCAUGGAGGGGACAAUUGAAUUUUUGAGACUAUUGUGUACAAUAGAAUAGUAGAGAGUGUUUACCAUUUCUUUGGUGGCCUGUCUUUUUUUGUUUGAGAUACGCUUGCUAAUUAACUACUUUAUUUAUUUACCAUGUUUUCUUUUUUAAUUCACUUAAUUUUUCGCAUGAGGGAUGGCUGACAUCACUCUAGAUGCAUUCAGGGGAUUGCGUGCAGUUGGUUAAUGUGUGCUUCCUGCCUGGCUCUAUAGAAUGAGGCCCCUACUAUACAGGGCCCCACGUGUAACUGAAGAGGCAAAUUGGAAGUCAGUCGGUUAUCCAGUUUGCACUCCUAUUGUAUGAAGGAAAUGGCAAGGAGUUUGUAGCCCAUUAGUGAGGUUAAGUUUCAGGGGCCCAUGACCUGUUCCUAUAACGUUACGGGUCAGAUCCCAUGGCUGGAAAUGCACACUCUCAGACACGCAAAGGCUCGGUCCUGUUGUUUUCAGAUAGGCAGCAGGUUCACUAAAAUGGUGACAUGGCAGAAAGUACAGACAAAUGUUCCAGAGUGAAGUGGGAAAAUAGCAGCUUUUAUCAUUUGUAAGCUAAUGGGCCAGUAAAGCUUUUUGAAUUGAAUUGCUACUGUUUUAAAGCAUAUGAGUUAGUUAGAAAUGUAUUCUACAUUGGCUUGUUUUUUGUCUUUCUAUUGACCUUGGCUCAGGCGAACACACCGUCACAACAUGCGCAGCUUAAAACAGAAAGCAUGUGAGCCAUGGUGGCAUGACAAGAGUUUCUAUAAGAAGACCGCCUUUUGUCCUCCCAAUCUUAAUUGUUCAGCAUUUUUCAUCUAUACCACAGGCCUCACAGGUUCUCCCAUUGUCACGUCACAUUAGAGCCAUGACUCCCCAGCAUUGCGUGCUGUGUGUUGUUAGCUGCUUUAGAUCAGCGGCCACUCAGCAUAUGUUCCCUGUGAUUUGUUAUUCUUUAAUGAUGGCCAUAGUUUGAAUCCUACUGUGAGCUCUGCGGACUAAAACAAAGUGAAAGACAAAGAGGCAGAGUGUACAUAGAGAGGGAACAGGGUUGAUGAGGGGGCCGAGGUCUGAUCCUCUGGAUGUGUUUUGUUAAUUAAUUGACACAAACCAAUUAACCAGUAUAAAUGGUUUGCAUAUAGGGCCACACACAAGCCGACUGGGAAUGAUGCCUUUGAUGAAGUAAAUGGUUGAAUGGGACGGUGUUGGUGUUUUUGGCACACAUUGAAGACACUCUGAGAGGCACAGUACAUUUACUAAAGGAACUUUAUUGUGAUGAAUGUGGAUUGCAAA
Eleginops maclovinus (Patagonian blennie) is the source of this 4231-nucleotide messenger RNA. RefSeq lists its product as uncharacterized. Bases 235 to 2430 code for a protein of 731 amino acids. Gene Ontology annotation, biological process: microtubule-based movement. The transcript has 16 exons. The record is from RefSeq and is a predicted model, not a curated record. NCBI's taxonomy places the organism in Eukaryota, Metazoa, Chordata, Actinopteri, Perciformes, Eleginopidae. Gene Ontology annotation, molecular function: microtubule motor activity; ATP binding; microtubule binding.